This is a messenger RNA of Suillus bovinus, 774 nucleotides long. RefSeq names its product sterol-binding-like protein. Gene Ontology annotation, cellular component: cytosol. The record is from RefSeq and is a predicted model, not a curated record. Bases 89 to 478 code for a protein of 129 amino acids. Lineage: Eukaryota; Fungi; Basidiomycota; Agaricomycetes; Boletales; Suillaceae. The transcript is spliced from 5 exons.
GUUUACGUCUACGUAUGCAUCGGCAAGUUUCACAUGAUUAUUGCUAUUCUUUUAUAAGACAGCAGUCAUUUUUCAUAUCCCCCAUCCCAUGCCUGACAUCAAAGUUGACGGUUUCAAGGCCUCAGACAUCAUUGUCGACCUUCACACUGCAUUCGGUGGUUUCACCGAUGCAGAGAGACAAGCACAAGUAAGAAAAACCAAGGGCAUCUUCGAGCUCCGUAUAACGAACGACGACAAGAAGGAGGCCGUAUGGACGAUCGAUUUGAAAAAGAACGGUGUCAUCCUGAAGGGGCUCGCCUCACCCAAAGCGGACGUCACACUCAUCAUGUCGGAUGAUACGUUCUCGCAGCUUGCUUCUGGCAAGAUGGAUGGUCAGAAAGCUUUCCUCACUGGCAAGCUGAAGGCAAAGGGUAAUAUCAUGUUGGCCACGAAACUCGCCGCCGUCCUUCAGAUGGCCAAAGUCAAGGCAAAACUGUAGAGUCGUGACUACCGCUUAUGCUUGUACUUUGGGCAAUGAAUACCAUCCUUCUAUGACGUUAAUAAAGUGUGCGAUACAAUACUGACUGCAUGAUACGUUUUAUCUUUUGUAUCUAGUUCUAGUAAACUGGACGGUCAAAAUCUUCAUCCACGCAUUUUGGUUUAUCUUAUCCAAGCAUCCCAUGGCGCAGCUCCAAUACCCUGGGGAACACGGAGACCACUCGUGACCGCACAGGGCCGAGUCACAGCGUCAGCGCCCGUCCUGGGAUAAGGACAGUCACGGGCGCUUCGUGACUG